AUGACCAACUACUGUCUCCCCGUCGUCCCUCGGAUCAUACUGGGCAUUCUUGAUCCACUGGCUAUAGUCCUGACGUCUGUUGCUGCAAUUUCCGACUCGGCGGGUUUCUACGUGAGUCAAGUACCAAAACCAGUAGACCAUCCUGGCGAGAUAGAGGUGUACACGCGCGUGAUUUCUCUGAACAUAGCUGCUUUCCUGUUGAGCAUUGCGGCGACUCAGGUAAUCGGCGUGUGGGUCAACAAGAGCGCAUCCGUGAUCAAAUGGCUCCUAAUUUCCUAUCUCCUCGCCGAUAUUCUCUUCCUUUACUCUGCGUACGAGGCAGUUGGGAAAGACUACUUCUGGAACCCGAGCCAAUGGACCUCUAGUAUGUGGGGGUUGAUUUUCACGGAAAAUUUCUUCAAUAUCACAAGGAUAUUGAGCGUGUUGGGAGUGUUUGGGCCUUUAGGUAGCACGAAGCUCAAGGACUCUUAG
Messenger RNA from Clonostachys solani, 471 nucleotides. The record is from the annotation of a GenBank genome assembly. NCBI's taxonomy places the organism in Eukaryota, Fungi, Ascomycota, Sordariomycetes, Hypocreales, Bionectriaceae.